AGAAAAAUGAAAGUAAAUGCUAGCAGAAAACAGAAAUGUCAUGUUUCGGUGUAGAAAAAUUUAAGUAGUUUAUUGACCCUUCGAAUAAUUUUUGGAUAAAAUUAUCUUUUAAAUUUACAGCAAAAUGUGAGGAUUGAAGAUUUUAGUUCUAAGGUUUUUAAAAAGUGAGACAAUGAGUACAUUUAACUCAUUGCUAAGAAAGGCUUCAAGUCUGCUAAAGAUAGGUGGAUUAGAUGCUUCUCCACAGAAAUCAAACUUGGCUGGAGAAGUUACAUUUUGUAAAAAUAAUGUUUGUGUUCAUCCUCCAUCAAUGUUGAGGACAGAAGUCGUUCACCACCCUGGUUAUUUAACCAUACGAGAGCAAAAUGAUGAGAUACUUGGCUCAACAUUAAUAUUGACUUGGAUACCUAAUGCUACUCUGAAAAAGAAUCCACGCAGCUUGGAAAACAAGACUCCCGAAAGCUCUCCUUGUCGUAGUUCAUUUAGUAGUAAAUGCCCUAGUCCUACUCCCAGUGGGAGGUCACCUUUUCAUUUAUCUUUGUCAAGUAAUUAUUCUUUGAAUGCCAUGAGUGAAAAGUCAAAGGGUGAUUCAACUGAUUUACCUUGCUUGCCAUUUUCAGGGGUUGAUAAUUCAGAUAGAAGAAGUAUAAGCUCAACCAUAUCUGAUAUGGGAAGUCCACGCGAAGAUUUUGGAAGCUUGGAGAGUUUUUCUAACAGUGAUCAUACAGAAGAAAUGACUGCUUCUACCAGUUCCCAAAUAAUGUCUGGUGACAUUACAGAGUUGGAUAGCUAUGAACCACCAUCAUAUGAAUCUAAAGCUGAUCAAGAACCUGAGAAGUCAAAAGUUUCUUCCAGUAAUAAUGGUGACCAUCAAAGUCAGACUGAUUCUGGAAUAGGACCAGAAGAAGUUAUUGCAGCUCUUGAGAAAAUGAUAUGUGGCCUUAAUGAUAUUGAUAGCUCUAAACAAGAAUUAGGAAAUGAAAUCAAUGAUACUCUUGAAAAUGUCGUACAAGUAGAAGAAGCUGAAAUAUCUGCAAGCAAUGAUCAAAUUCUUGAAAAUACUGAAGUAACUCCUUUAGCACAAGAAAACCUUCACUACCCUAAAGAAAAUAGGGCAGAUAUGCAACUUAUUCUAUCUGAUAAUUUAAACGAAGGUAUGAAAGAGAGUUCACAUCCUCAAACUGCACCUGGAAUAAAUAUUAGCUCAUACAGUCCUACAGGUUCUAGAAGUAGUUCUACAACUCCUACCACAUCAAACAGAGACCCAGAGAGUUUUCCUUCCACCCCUGGUGACACACCACCACCUUCUCCUACAAAUAAAAUGUCAAAGCUUUUAUUUGUAGAGGGAACAGCUGAAUCAUUAGCUCAUGCUCACAAUCUAAGUUUUCCAGAUGAUUCUCCUUCUGCAAGUGCCAAAAUAUCCAGGAGGGAAAGCAGCUGCAAUGUUUUCUCUGUAGAUCUAAGUCAAAUGCGUUCAUUAAGACUAUUUUACAGCAAUAAAGAAUGCACAUGUGGUCAACUAGUCAUAGCUAGUAGAGAAAGCCAGUACAAAAUACUGCAUUUUCAUCAUGGUGGCCUUGAAAAAUUAGCCAAAGUUUUUGAAGAGUAUAACUUUCUUUCUAAAUCUAAAAACAAAGGAACUGAUAACUGCCCCUAUCGACAAUUUUCUGUUUGUCGCCCAGAGCUUUCUGCAGCUGAGUGUCAUCCUGAAGAAGGUAUUUAUUCAAUGGUAGAUGAGCAAAGAUGGCGAAGCUUUAUGAGUGAAGAUGGUAGCAUAGAAGAUGAAUUGCAACUACGAAAAGAGAUAUUUUUUGGUGGUCUAGACUGCAAACUCAGGAAAGAAGUGUGGCCAUUUUUAUUGCAUUAUUAUAACUUUAGUUCCACGUUUGAUGAAAGAGAACAAAUUAGAAACGAUAAAUACAUUGAAUAUCAGAACAUUAGGAGAAAGAGAGAUCAAAUGAGUCCUACUGAGCUUGAUACAUUUUGGAGAAAUAUUCAGUGUACUGUUGAGAAAGAUGCUAUUAGAACUGACAGGAAUCAUCCAUUUUUUGCUGGAGAGGAUAAUCCAAACAUAGAGACUAUGAAAAACAUUUUGUUAAACUAUGGUUUUUAUAAUCCAAAAAUUGGAUAUACCCAAGGGAUGUCUGAUUUACUUGCUCCCAUCCUGGCUGCUGUUCAAGAUGAAUCUGAGGCUUUUUGGUGUUUUGUUGGUCUCAUGCAACGAACCAUUUUUGUAACUUGUCCCAAAGAUUUCGACAUGGAUAUAAAUUUGAAUUAUUUGGGAGAACUGUUUAGAGUCAUGAAUAAAAAGUUUUACGAUCACUUGUGUGUGGCAGAUGGUUUAGAUUUAUUGUUUGUGCACCGAUGGAUACUUCUUUGCUUCAAAAGAGAAUUUCCAGAACCGGAAUUUAUGAAGAUGUGGGAAUCCUGCUGGGCUCAUUAUCAAACAGAUUAUUUUCACCUUUUUAUAUGUAGUGCCAUAAUUUCUAUUUAUGGAGAUGAUGUCAUUGCUCAGUCGCUUCGUGCUGAUGAAAUGAUGGUCCAUUUUAGUAGCCUGGCCAUGUACAUGAAUGGAGAUCUAGUUUUACGAAAGGCUAGAGGUCUGUUGCAUCAAUUUCGGUUACUACCUCGUAUCCCGUGUACUUUGUCCAGACUUUGUGAACUUUGUGGUCCAGGUAUGUGGGACAGUGGACAUGUCCCUCUAAUCGAUUGUUCUGGAAACCACGGAGAUCAUUCUUGUCCCUAUGGGGGACAAGACCCUACCAUCAAAGUGAUCUGAAAUGAAAUCAAUGUUCAACAGUUAUUUUAUUUCCAUUCACUUAGAUUUGUGAAAUUAUCCACAAAUCACUAUAUUUCCUUUAUCAAUAAGUGUUUUAAACCUUGUCUUUCCAAUGUUUUGUCUGAUGUCAAAUGUGCCUGUGUCUUUAUAGAAUUUAUCUAUAACAGUUUAACCAAUUUUUAGAAUUUUUUUUUCGAUUUAACAAAAAUGUUUUUUCUUUAAGGUAUUUCAAACCAAUGAAAACCCAUUUUGUUUUAAGAUAAAUUGUCUUUAACAGCUUCCUAUUUUUAAUUAGUUAUUUAAUUUUUAAUUUAUUCUCCUCAUUUUACUAGUCAGUUUAAUAUAAAACAAAGUAGUGUGUGCAUUUAUUUUUAGUACAAAAUAGUCCUUAUUGUAGAUUCUAUUCUAUGAUACAAUUUAAUAACUUCGUACAAUUUUUGAAAUGAUUACAAAAUAUGUAGUUGUGUUAUGUACUGUGCUUUACAUGUAGUACAUAUUUACAUUAUUCCGAGCUCAACAUUAGUCUAAUAUUCCUACUUUGUAAUAAUCUUCAGAACCACUGUUAAAAAAAUAUUUAUUGAAAA
Messenger RNA from Parasteatoda tepidariorum (common house spider), 3363 nucleotides. RefSeq names its product TBC1 domain family member 16 (gene TBC1D16). The record is from RefSeq and is a predicted model, not a curated record. Gene Ontology annotation, cellular component: early endosome. NCBI's taxonomy places the organism in Eukaryota, Metazoa, Arthropoda, Arachnida, Araneae, Theridiidae. Gene Ontology annotation, biological process: activation of GTPase activity. Gene Ontology annotation, molecular function: GTPase activator activity.